Messenger RNA from Brassica rapa (field mustard), 1248 nucleotides. RefSeq lists its product as uncharacterized. NCBI's taxonomy places the organism in Eukaryota, Viridiplantae, Streptophyta, Magnoliopsida, Brassicales, Brassicaceae. The record is from RefSeq and is a predicted model, not a curated record.
ACGGAUGAUGCAACCAAGCCAGUGGCUAAAGACGGAGAAGGAGAUGAAGGUGGGGGAGAUCAAGUUGCUGCUGCCGAGAAGAAGUGGAUUCAAGAAGACUUGAUGGUGCUUUCAGUGCUACAAGGGUCCCUUGAAGAGCAUCUCUUGGAGGCCUACAGCUACUGCGAGACUCCAAAACACCUGUGGGAGGUACUCCAGAAGACAUUUGGGAACGUUACCAAUCUAAACCGCGUGUAUGAGAUUAAGAAGGCUAUCAACACACUGGUACAAGAUGGAGAAGAGUUCACCAAGCAUUUGGGCAAGUAUAGAUCCUUGUGGUCUGAGCUUGAAUCAUUGAGGCCAAGCACCGCGGAUCAAGAGCUACUCAUGGAGAGGAGGGAGCAGGAUCAGGUGUUCGGAUUGCUGUUGACACUAGAUCCUCCAUUCAAUGAUGUGAUCAAGCACAUGUUGAGGAUGCCGAGUCUUCCAACUAUGGAGGAAGUGUGUGCGCAGAUUCAGAAGGAAGAGGGGUCACUUGGUAUGUUUGGAGGGAAAGGAGACAUGGCUCUGUCCAACAAGGCUGAAGCAAUCCAAGCAAACAAGGCUGCUUACCGUGGAGAGGAAAGGAAGUUCAGUGGAAACUGUGACCAUUGCAAGAAGCCGGGACACAAGAGGAGUCAGUGCUGGAUCCUACACCCCCAUUUGAAGCCGGCCAAGUUCAACAAGGAGAGAGAGGGAAGAGCUCACCUUUCUGCAGAGACAAGUGAAGCUGGCGCAUCAGGAGCUGGCUCAUCUGGUCUUGCGGGUGAAAGUGAAGGAAGAGCCUUAACCUCUCACCACCAAGGAGCUGUGAAGAACAUGGAUCAUGAGGUGAUCAAGAAGUCAGACAUUGAUGCCUUGAUCAAAGCCCUUAAAGAGUCUGGAUAUUGAAAGCAGUAAGUUGAUUGGGCAAGGAGUAACCAAAGGAGACCUUUAUUUACUUGAAGACCUUUCUUUCAUUUCUAGUUCUAGUUGCUUGUUGAGUUCUGUGUUAAGUAAAGGUGCAUUGUGGCAUUCUAGGCUAGGACAUCCACAUGUUAGAGCCUUAAGCUUAAUGUUACCAGGUGUCAUGUUUAAAAAUAAUGAGUGUGAAGCUUGUAUUUUGGGAAAACAUUGUAAGACUGUGUUCAAGAGAUCUACUACUAUCUAUGAUAAAUGCUUUGAUCUUGUUCACUCUGAUGUAUGGACUGCUCCAUGCUUAUCUAGGGACAAUUACAAAUACUUUUUCAC